This is a messenger RNA of Closterium sp. Naga37s-1, 695 nucleotides long. The record is from the annotation of a GenBank genome assembly. Lineage: Eukaryota; Viridiplantae; Streptophyta; Zygnematophyceae; Desmidiales; Closteriaceae.
AUGUGCAUACCCUGUGAUUGUUCUGGAGCAGUUAUGGCCUUGGUGGGCACCAAUGGGGUCGCUCGGAUGGAUUUCCUUUCCAGUAGUCCUCUCUUCGUCACAAGGAUGUGCACAUCUUUCGUCGUCAUCAGUGGGGAAAGGGUGCUCGUUGUUCAAUCAUCCACCAUUCUCCUAGAAUCACAUCCCGUUGCCUCCCUAUUCCACUCGUCGCAUUCGUUGCCUCCCCGUUCUCUCGCGUCUGCUCUGCUCCUCCCUGCAGCGCUGGUGAGCAGCAAGGUGGCAGCGCAGGUGUGUCAGGAGUAUUCACUGGCGGCGGUGGCGAAGGCAACCAACGGAUGGUCCGAAGCCAACUUGCUGGGGGCAGGGGCCUAUGGUGAUGUGUACCGCACUGUCUCUCCCACCGAUGGGGCCACGCCGUGGGCUGUGAAGCGAGCCAAGGUCAUCACCAACGACUUUGACAUCGAGGUGUGUGAGAUGGCAACGAAGCACCACCCCAACCUCGUGCGACUGCUGGGAUUUUCCAUUGGGAUUACCGACAGGAAGAAGGUCGAGCAAAUUCUCAUCUACGAGUUCAUGCCCAACGGGGACCUCUCGCGCUGGAUCGGGAAAGAGGCAGCGACCCCGCUGAGCUUUGAGCAGCGGGUGGGCGUGCUGGUGGGGGCGGCACGCGGCUUUGAGUAUCUCCACAGCUUCAG